CAUGUGAUGUGCACUUUCAGAGUACAACAGCUUAGUGAGAGCUCCCCAUUCAUUUCCUCCUGAGUAGCCCAAGAAGGAGGAGGGAAACGACAGAGGGAGAGAGAGAGAGAGAGAGAGACAGAGAGAGAGAGAGGUACAGACAAGAGUCUGACCGCACAGGAAAACAAGACAGAGAGAGAAAGAGAGCUAAAAGGACGCAAUAAGGAUAUCACUUCUUGAUCUCACGCUCCGAGACUUCAGACAAGGAUGUUGAUGCUGGACGGGAUGCCUGUCCUGAGAGUCAGAGCAGAGCCCGUGCAGGUGCAGCGGCGGUCUCCCGAGAUCCGUGGCUAUGCAGACAUGGGCGUGUCGGUGAUGGAAAGAAGGUUCUGGACUCAUUCACCUGAAAAACGUUUUCCGUCAGACCUGUUCCAGAUGCAGACCGAGCCUGUAGACCUUUCCACCAACAGAUCCCGCUCUUCACCAUCAUCAUCGUCAUCAUCGUCAUCAUCAUCAUCAUCACCCUCCUCAUCAUUGCUGCGUUUCUCACCACGCUCCCCUCCAGUCUCAUCCACCAAGUCUCCUUCAUCAUCAUCUUCUUCAUCAUCAUCAUCGUCAUCAUCAUCAUUAUCGUCAUUAUCGCUGCCCUCAAACUCGCCUCCGUCCGUCAUAACUCCUGUGCCGCGAUUAAAGAUGUCUCCAUCAAGGGUGGCGUCUCCACCCUCCAUCGCUCGCAGGGGGCAGCCGUUCCUGCACAUGCCCCAUGUCAUGUCACCGUGCCCUAGCCCCAUCCACCUGCACCCCCGCAGAGUCCCCGUGGUGGUACAAUCUGUGCCGCUGGUGUACGCCAGGGUUGGCUCACUGGGACCUGGAGGUCUCAUGGCACCCAUGCUGGAAGAAAGCAGGAUACAUGGAAAAGUCACACACAGAGUACCAGAUGGACCAUCUCCACGGCGAUCUUUGAGUGACAGCGAGGACGAUGACCUGCCCAAUGUAACAUUGGACAGCGUGAACGAGACCGGCUCUACCGCCCUGACCAUCGCUCGUGCUGUACAGGACUCCAUGUUGCCGUUCAGCAUCGAGAGCAUGCGAAGGUCGAGGCGGCCCGAGUCUCCUGACACCAAGAGGAGACGCAUCCACCGCUGUGAGUUCGAGGGCUGCAGUAAAGUUUACACCAAGAGCUCCCACCUCAAAGCCCACAGGAGGACACACACCGGUGAGAAGCCGUAUAAGUGCACGUGGGACGGCUGUGCGUGGAAGUUUGCGCGCUCAGACGAGCUCACACGUCACUACCGCAAGCACACGGGGGUCAAGCCAUUCAAGUGUGGCAACUGUGAGCGCAGCUUCUCUCGCUCAGACCACCUGGCACUCCACCGCCGCCGCCACAUCCAGGUGUGAAGACACACACACACACACACACACACACAUGGAUGGACCAGUUUUAGGGGGCCAGAGUCAGGAUGUUGCUCGGGAAAGGCUGGACCUUUCCCUGAAUGUGCUCAUGGUAUUAGGAAAGUUAAUAAAGUCAUGAAUGAAGAGUAGGAAUGCUGAUCAGUUUUUACUGUUUAUAUCCUGAAGAAUACAUUUAUAUCUGUAUCUAUCUAUAUCUAUAUCUGUAAGGAGCUGAUCUUGCUGAUCAUGCACUCAUAUUCUAAGAUAUUACAAAGACUUACAAAGUAUGAAGGAGAACAGAGAGAGAGAGAGAGAGAGAGAGAGAUUAUCAAAUAAUACCAGCGCAUAUUGCAGGGCAUGUCAAUCAUAAUCAGCAUUUGUAUGUAAUUUCAUUGCAGUUUUAAAACCCAGUUUAAGAAUAUUACACCAGUUUGUUUCAGCCAGUAAGAAACUUUAAUGUAAAUCGCUGUAUUUUUUUUUCUGACUGUAUCAACGUCAGUCGUGAACUGUGAAAAAAAACAAGGGCAGAGAUACAAAAUCAGAUCACCUCUCCAAACUAUUUCUUUGUUUCUCAUCAACGUAUGAGGACCAGAUUGUGUCAUUUUUUUUUUUCUGGAGAUUUCAUUCAAAUCAAAAACACAAAUGGAUAAUUAACAGGGUAUAAACCUCAAUGUGAACGAGCAAACGCUAUUCCAUCCACUAAAUGUCAUUUUCUAAAAAAAAAAAAAAAAAAAAAAUCAGUGAUUUAUUUCCUGAUGAAAAAAAAUGAAACUUUGCACACCUUUGAUAUGGAGUGAGUGUUCACACAGAUUAGACAUGAGGUCAUAACAAUCCUUUUAAUGCUAUAUUAUUAUUAUUAUUAUUGUUAUUAUUAUUAUUAUUAUUAUUAUUAUUAUUGAAUCCAUGUACUGUGUUGCCUGAGAGAGAGAGAGAGAGAGAGAGAGAGAGAGAGAGAGAUUCAUUUUCAUUUAAACUGCAUAAUUUGUGCACAAACAUAGUGUAGCAGAUGUCUGUACAUUUAAAAAAAAAUAUCAUGCUCUGUAUGUGCAUUUCAUGUCAUGUCAUGUAUUUGUUCAGUAUUUUUAUUGCACCCUUUUUUGAAAGUAUGUGAUGUCACCAUUUAUAUAUAAGUGUUGUAUAGAGAAGCCCGAUGACCGAUAAUCGAAAGCGUCAUAGGGAUCUUCCUUUAACCUUUAAUCCUGUUUCUCAAUUAUGUAUUUGUAAAUGAUGUUAUUGUAUACAUUUCCCUUUUUUAUAUGGAUUGACUGUGAAUUUAUACAUAAAUAUAUAUAUAUGUUUAAUGGAUUGAAUGAAGGCAUGAAUAAAAAGUCACUUAACACUUUAA
This is a messenger RNA of Pangasianodon hypophthalmus (striped catfish), 2716 nucleotides long. It is a transcript of the gene klf12a, whose product is annotated as Kruppel-like factor 12a. NCBI's taxonomy places the organism in Eukaryota, Metazoa, Chordata, Actinopteri, Siluriformes, Pangasiidae. The coding region runs from base 247 to 1377 and encodes 376 amino acids. The record is from RefSeq and is a predicted model, not a curated record. Gene Ontology annotation, biological process: regulation of transcription by RNA polymerase II. Gene Ontology annotation, molecular function: RNA polymerase II cis-regulatory region sequence-specific DNA binding; DNA-binding transcription factor activity, RNA polymerase II-specific. The transcript is spliced from 6 exons.